AAGAAAGGGGUAUAGACAGAGAUAUGAGCAAGCUUCAGCGUUCAAGACUGGUGGUCAAGAUUGAUGGACGUAGCAAAGAGGAACAAGAGUGGUGUGGCUGAUGGGAUAUUUUAGGGGUGAUUGCGAAGCCAAAUUAGAAUUGGCAAAACCUAUCCAUCUUCUACGUUUUACAGUAGCCCACUCGGUUGACGGCCUAGUUUGCAGAUACCAUACAAAAUACUUGCAGGCAAGAUUUUUCACCUCCUGCAGUGCCAUACUACACUUCUCCUACGCACAAUGCGAAUCUGCAGAACCAUUCGCUCUGCUGCACGUACAUUUCUUUUUCGGGUUGGCGAAACGAGAGAAAGCACGAGCAUGCAAGGUGCCGGAGGCCCGUGAUACUAUUCUCCUAGCCCUCUAUGCCUUCGUGCACAUGCGUAACUUUCCUCCCUCGUUAAACCCGCUGCACUCCCUAUGGGCCGAGACUCUCUUCAGCCCCCACCGGCCAGAUGCACUAUACUGUACAUAAUUAACACACUUAUGGGACCAUUCACUGCACAGGUCGUUUAGGCACCGUACAUAGGGGCACCGAUAGAUCUGGUGGGUGCAGACAUGCACGUGAAAGAGCGAUUCGCCACUUCACCCCAGCGUAUGACAUUGGGAGCUGCAUCG
This is a messenger RNA of Babjeviella inositovora NRRL Y-12698, 651 nucleotides long. RefSeq lists its product as uncharacterized. Lineage: Eukaryota; Fungi; Ascomycota; Pichiomycetes; Serinales. Bases 101 to 508 code for a protein of 135 amino acids. The transcript has a single exon. The record is from RefSeq and is a predicted model, not a curated record.